AUCUCAUCAUAAUCCCCUCCUCACUUUGUGAUCCUCCAUCCAUCCCUGUGUUUCCAUGUCUGAAAUCUCAUUUCUAUAAGGACACAGCCUUCAUCUUCUCCAGCUAGUCCCUUCCUUGCCCCCCCCCCCCCUCCUCCUCCUCUCUCUGAUCCCUGUGUCAGCCUAUGCACAUGAUCUGCCUAAACAGUGACAGAGGAAGAGCUGAUACACCCACAGCCCCUGUCAUCUGCUGACGAUCAGCUUAGAAACAAGCCAAGGAGUUCCAGCAUCGAUCUGAUUGAACUGAUUGUCCUAAUUAUCUGACCCCCAGCAUGUGACUUCACAGAUGGAACACAAGAAGAAGUCCAAGACUCAACAGUGAUCCUUGGGAACCCUGAUCAUUCGGAUAUUAUUGGGGGGAUCCAGCUGCUGCUUCUGGGGAUACAUGAAGAAGGACUGAUCAAUAGGUUGCCACCCUGAGAAAUGAAGAGUUUGCAGUGUGCUGGAUUCUUCCUGCUGUCACUACUGCUGGAGUGCACAGAAGCCAAAAAACAUUGCUGGUACUUUGAAGGUUUAUAUCCAUCAUAUUACAUAUGUCGAGCAUAUGAAGACUGCUGUGGAUCCAGGUGCUGUGUACGAGCCCUUUCCAUUCAGAGACUAUGGUAUUUCUGGUUUCUGCUGAUGAUGGGUGUUCUGUUUUGCUGUGGUGCGGGGUUCUUCAUACGAAGGAGAAUGUACCCUCCCCUGCUUGUUGAAGAACCAACAUUUAAUGUAUCGUACACAAGGCAGACUCCUGGCCCUCCACCAGGGCCUCAGCACCCAGGGAUGCCCUACUACUCAGAUCCAGGAGGAAUUCCAACUCCUGCUCCCUCUUUUCACAUGCAGCCGAACUCACCACAAGGGAACCCAGCAUUUCCACCUCCCCCUUCCUACUACAACACACCUCCACCACCCUACGAGCAAGUGGUGAAGUCUUGCAAAUGAAGCAAUUUUGCACUUGGCGAUAAUUUUUCUUAAAAUUGACUUUUUACAAUUGUUUCCACUUCACCAUGAGGAGGACUAUCCCUUGGCAUGAUACUUGCUCUGCUGGCAUCAAAGCAUUGUGUGCCUUGGCCGGGCCCAGGAAAUGGAACAAAUCUUUCUAGAAAAUGGUUGCAGUAUGACCAGUUCUCAACUGUUCAUGUUACCUUCUCAGCACAAGCAUGGGGUUUGAAGAAUAAAUGCAGUCCUAUAUUGCUGAAAAGGCUUCUUAUUUUAUUAUUUUUUUCUUUACACGUUCACGGUCUGUGGUUCUUUCAUUGUAACAAUGUUGGUGGUGUUCAGUACAUAUCUUUGCCUAUUAUACCUGAGAGUGCAAGCAGAUUUAAGCAGUAUGUACAUUUAAAGGCAUGUUCUUCAUGGAAACCAUAUUGGAUAACUUGUUGUUCUCAUCCCGUUUACAUAAAAAAUUGAAAAAAAAAGUAAAAUGUUGUAUGAUGAGACAUCUGUAACUGUACAUUUACAUUUAAAAAGGAAACUACCGGUACUUUGUUUGAGACAGGUGUUGGGCUUUUUGCACAAAUAAAAACUUCUGGCACAUCAAAA
Rana temporaria (common frog) is the source of this 1563-nucleotide messenger RNA. It is a transcript of the gene VOPP1, whose product is annotated as VOPP1 WW domain binding protein. The coding region runs from base 463 to 963 and encodes 166 amino acids. The transcript is spliced from 5 exons. NCBI's taxonomy places the organism in Eukaryota, Metazoa, Chordata, Amphibia, Anura, Ranidae. Gene Ontology annotation, cellular component: cytoplasmic vesicle membrane. The record is from RefSeq and is a predicted model, not a curated record.